CUCUACUAUAAGCAACUUUGGUCCUCGAUCGGCAAGCAAUCAAUAUCUAUUGAAUCCAGCGCUGCUUCACAGAUUAUCCCCUCGAGCAUACCACAAUGCGGUCCCUGCGCAGCAUAUCCCUCGUCUGUUCGCACUGUGAGGGAGAGGCGGGCGAUGUGAUCCUUGGUGGUGUAUUGGACAAACCAGCAAAGACAAUGCACGAGAAACUGGCCCGCUACAUAAGUGAACAGGAUGAUUUACGCCGGCUGUUGCUACACGAGCCACGGGGUCGACCAGAAAUGAGUGUUGUGCUUGUGCUUCCGCCCUGCAACCCUCGCGCAGACGCGGGCUUUCUGAUCAUGGCCCCGGGGGACUGGGUUCCUAUGUCUGGGUCAAACACUAUAUGCACCGUCACAGUCCUGCUCGAGACAGGAUGCCUCCCAAUGAAGGAGCCCUUUACCGAGGUGAAGCUGGAUACUGCUGCCGGAUUAAUCACGGCCACAGCCGAGUGCAGCAAUGGAAGAUGCAAGUCAGUGUCGUUCGACAACGUCCCGGCCUUUGUCUAUGGGCUUGACAAAGUGGUCGAAAUCCCUGGCUUUGGGACAAUCCUGGUGGAUAUCGCUUAUGGUGGCCAGUGGUAUGUGAUUGCCCAGGCCAAAGACUUGAAUAUCAAGAUCCACACAUCGAAUCGAGACCGGCUGGUCGAUCUGGGCAACCGACUGAAGACGGCGGUGCUUGCACAACAUAUGCCUACGCACCCGGAAAAUCCGGCGAUCUGCGGCAUCAACAAUAUCAUCAUCAGUGAACCUCUUGUCGACCAGGAUGGUGUGAAGUCUGUGAAGCAUACGGUCAUUGUCACGCCCGGAAGAUUGGAUCGCAGUCCAUGCGGUACUGGAAGUUCGUCCCGCCUUGCAGUUCUCUAUGCAAGAGGACAAAUACAAAUCGGAGAAAAGGUUACCUUCCGAAGUGUCAUCGAAACCGAGUUCAUUGGCACUAUACGGGGGACAGGGAAAGUGGGCAACACUGAUGCAGUACUGCCAAACAUUCAAGGCAGAGCAUGGAUAACUGGCGAGCGUAAAGUACUACUAGACCCUGAUGAUCCUUUUCAGGCCGGCUUCGUGAUCUAGAUUUGUGAAAUAUUUCUUUGCAAGGCGAAUAAGCCGAUCAAGCUUCCC
Aspergillus pseudotamarii is the source of this 1154-nucleotide messenger RNA. RefSeq names its product proline racemase family protein. The transcript has a single exon. Bases 96 to 1106 code for a protein of 336 amino acids. The record is from RefSeq and is a predicted model, not a curated record. Lineage: Eukaryota; Fungi; Ascomycota; Eurotiomycetes; Eurotiales; Aspergillaceae. Gene Ontology annotation, molecular function: 4-hydroxyproline epimerase activity.